Molecule: messenger RNA, 1953 nt
Organism: Anastrepha ludens (Mexican fruit fly)
Lineage: Eukaryota; Metazoa; Arthropoda; Insecta; Diptera; Tephritidae
Gene: Ir10a
Exons: 2
Coding region: 1-1953 (650 amino acids)
Source: RefSeq, a predicted model, not a curated record
AUGAUUUAUAACUUAUUCCUGCUGAUUUCUAUGUGUUACAUUGUGGCAAAAGCUCAGGAGCAGUGGCAUUUUCGUAUGAUUUCUAAUACAACAAACAACGAUUUUAAUUUGAUACAAAUCGGCGAAGAACUUCACAGAUAUACCUCGCAGAUACCUUAUCUCAAUGUGUUGUUACGUGCAAAGUAUUUACAAAGCGAAGCCGCCAAUCCUUACGUGCAAUGGUUUCUUCGGAGUAGUCUACUGCCGGUGAUGAUCACAGCCUAUGACACAUACCAAAUAAAUAAAACAGAGUCGUUGGAAACGCGAGAUAAGGAACGUGAGAGUUUCGUUAUUGCCACCGAUUUUCAACAAUUACAUGAUCUCGCACAUAGUCUUGUGCAUCGGGCGGGUGUGUUUUUUUUCAUCGUUUCCGAUACUCGAUUGCCGAAAAAUCGCUCCCAGUUGCGUAACGUUUUCCAUUCGUUGUGGGUUAAGUAUAGGACUUUCAAAUCUUUCUUACUUACAUUUGAAGGCAUUUUUUACUACAACCCAUUCGAGUAUGAUGCUACCCGCCAAGAAUAUGGCAAAAUUAUUCGAAAUAAUAGUACCGAACCGCUGGAAAGCGUAUUGUUUCGCGAUAUGCAAGGCUAUCCUUUGCGGACACAAAUUUUUAAAUCAGUAUAUGCGCGCCCAUUUAUAAAUAAUAGUAAUCCAUCAAUAAAGGACGUUUACGGGGUGGAUGGUAGAGUGGCAGAGCUCCUACAGCAGCGAAUGAAUUUCACAAUGGUCUUACAAGAUCCAGAUCCUAACUAUUUCGGUGAACGAGCAAAAGAUGGUACAUAUAAUGGUGCAAUCGGUUCAAUUAUCGAAGAUAAGGUCGACUUAUGCUUCACGGGUUUCUUUAUUAAGGAUUAUCUAGUGUCGGAUUACAUGGACUUUACAGUAGCGGUUUAUGAUGAUAAGUUGUGUAUUUAUGUGCCAAAAGCUCAACGCAUUCCUCAAUCAAUACUGCCACUGUUUUCGGUUGGUAUCGACGUUUGGUUGGGUUUCCUUCUCACUGCUUUCAUGUGUUGCCUUAUUUGGUGGCUCAUUCGUCGCCUAAAUCUGUGUCUGAAUAUUAGAAAAUGUACUGACACACCACUGGAUCGAAGCCAAUGGUGUCAAUUCAUCCGAAUUUAUAUCGACACAUGGGUACUUUGGGUGCGCGUCAAUAUUGUAAGAUAUCCACCAUUCAACUCGGAACGCAUCUUUAUAGCAUCAAUGUGCUUAGUGAGUGUCAUAUUUGGCGCUAUAUUCGAGUCCAGUUUGGCUACAGCAUUCAUACGCCCACUAUAUUAUAACGAUAUCAACACCUUGCAGGAAUUAGACGAAAGUAAUCUAAAAAUCAUAUACAAGUACUCCUCAAUGGCUGACGAUCUGUUUUUUAGUGAAACAUCCCCACUAUUUGCAAGUCUUAAUAAAAAAUUAGUGCAUCUACAGGACUGGAACGCUGACGUUAUAUUGGAUAUUGCAAACAAUGGCGGAAAAGCAAGUGUCACGCGGCAAAAUUCAAUAAUGCUCGAAUCAUUACAGUUCAUUUUGGCCAAACAAGUUUAUGUCGUACCUGAAUGUCCGAAAUUUUACACCAUUUCCUAUGUCAUUCCAAAGAAUGCGCCCUGGGAGAAAGCCAUCAAUAAUUUGCUGCUGGCGUUUUGUUCUUCUGGACUAAUCACAAAAUGGAUUAACGAUAUGAAAACUGAAGUUGACAUCGAUAUAAUGAUAAAAGGCAUGGAUAUCGAAGACACAAAUACUUUGAAAGUGCUCACAGUUAUCGAUUUGCAGUUAGCAUUCUAUGUGGUGUUGAUGGGCAACACACUGGCUGUUCUAUCACUCAUCGCUGAGUUUUGUCUCAACAGUUUGAGAAAACGCCGACAUCCACGGAUAAGCAAAAUGUGGAGAUCUUAUGAGUCAUCUAGGUGUACAGAGCACGCCUAG